GCAGUCAAAAUAAUAAAUAAACAUCUAGUUAAAUUAACUGUGUGUGAUGUAUUUUAUACUACUUCAAAUAUAUAUAGUGCAAAAGGUUUUAUCAUAAACAUGAAGUUGUAUUUAAUUUUUAUUCUAUGAGAUUUUUAUAAGCUAUUUUUGAUUAGAUAUCCGCUUAUUCUUUACUGUGUUAUUAAUUAUAAAAAUGGAGCAGAUUUAUUAUAUUCAGAAGAAACAAAAAAAGGGAUUUAUGUCGAAUUCAGAUGUAAUAACUAAAAAUCCAACUCUGUGUUGUUUAUCUAGUGGAAAUAUUUUGGCAUUCACAACAAUAACAGAACUAGAUGAUAAUUCCUCUGGAACUUGGGGAUCUCAUGUCUAUGUUUGCGAUAUUAAUACCCCAUGGUUCAGUCACAAAGUUUAUUCUUCUAAAUAUCACAUAACAGCCCUAGAAUGGGAUAUUCCUGGAAGUUUGUUAUUAGUUGCAGAUUCUGCUGGCAAUGUAAAUAUAUAUUGUUCCAAAAAUAAUCUUCUAAAUGAAUGGACAAUGCAAUACACUGUACAAUUUCCUGGAGAACACAUCAUUAAAGCUGCAUUUUUUCAUAAUGGACGCAAGGUCGGUCUGAGUCAGGAGAAAAAAGAUCAGAUAUUGUACUCAGAAAAGUUUCAGCACAUAAGGUUUGCACCAAGUGUUAAGAAAUUCGGUUCUGUACCAGCUGAAGGCGCAAUUAUAGUUUCAAUCACAGGUAUGUUGGGUGCAUUAUUAAUUCCAUCAGAUUUUAGUCAGUUGCAAUCUAUACAAAAUGUCAGUUCCAAUGCAAAUACUCAGCAUAAUAGUACUGAGAAACAACCACCUUAUUUAGUUCCUACAGCAUGUGAGAGCCUAGGGCCUACCAGAGCUCAUAUUAAAACAGUAGAUAUAUGUUAUGGAAAGAAUGGUCAUUUUCUAAUAGCUGUUUCAAGUGGAACUGUGUCAUUACCAAUACAAUGUUAUAGGGUAUCUAUUAAGAAAAUAGAAGAGAAAGUAUCAAUAACAUCUCAGGCCUUACCUAGUUUUUUCCUACGGGAUAGCAUUAUAAAAGAUACUAAUACUUUUACAGUUGUUAAACUAUGUUGGGUAUCAAGAGAAGAUGCAGAUUCUCUUAUUGUUGCAUCAUCUAACAGUGCAGGAUGUCUAAUAGAAGUAUGGGGACUUCUUGAGAAGUCACAAAACAUUCAUAAAGUAUUUCAGAGUAAUAAAGGUUUAAAUGAUGUUUAUAAAACAGUUUUGUGGCAACAUCAAGCACAAUAUCGUAGUUCAGCGCAAAUUGUUUCAAUUACCACAAACAAGUUACAAAUUAAUCCUACAUCAAAUGCGCCUAAUUAUAUAAUGGUGGGAUUUAAAGAUAACACUAUUCACUGUUUAUAUCGAGAUAGUUUGAAGCCUGUGUCAAGUAUUUCAUUGAAUCAGGCUUUUAGGAGACUUGAUGAACCGCCUGGCAAAAUGCAAAAGUUGGAGCCAACUUUAUCACAUAUCGAUAUGUCUUGGCUAGGCAACGUUAUGAUAGCUAUAGAUACUGAGGGUCACAUAUAUUUAUACAGAAUAAUGCCACUCAAUGAGCCUGGCAAUACAAUGUCCGUGUAUUAUGCUACAACAUUGUUAGAAUAUUGUAUAACAACUGGGUUUGACUGGUUGGAUUUACUUCUAUGCCUUAAAACAUCAAGCAUAGAUGCUAUUUGUGACAGAUUAUCGGAUAUUUUUAAUAGGCAACCUGCAUGUGUUCAACAAUAUCAUUAUGUCCAGCAUCUUUGUGUAAAAACUAGUUUAUAUAGAUUGACUAUGAUGGGUCAAUCUAAAGCUCAAGAUUUGUCAAAUCUUUUGAUGGUACAUUCUAUUUCUACGGCUUUUAAAAGUUUAUUACGACCAUCUGAUAUAAAUGCUCAUGAGAAAGGCCCUGCAGAAAAACUGGCCCAUGAAAUAUCAGAAAAUAAUACUACAGACGUUGAUAAAGUUCUAAUUCACCUUGAUCCUAAAAUGUUCACUGUGGAACCAAGCACUUUGCAGUCCCUACAAAGUAUCAUACAAUGGGUAGCAGAUUUGUCUUUGAAUAUUUUAGCAAGGGUACCAGAAACUCGAAGUCAUAAUAAUAUGAGAAGCACAGGAUAUGACAUAUCAAAAGAUAUGAAAGCAUUAACUAUGUUGCAAGAAUUAAUAGUUAUUAUAAGAAUCUGGGGAGUCUUGAUUCCAAACUGUCUUCCUACAUUUACUUCUUCACAAACAAGUAUAGAAAUAGUACCAUUGAUAUUUAAAUUAUUAACCAAAUUAAGCCAAAAUCCUUUGGAACCAGAUGAUGCUUUAAUAGAUGACUGUUGCUUAUUGCCAAGUCAAGUUCUCAUACCACAGAUGCAACAAGCUUAUCCACAAAUUUGUAUAGCAUCACCUGCUCUAGUUUAUCAGAAUUUCCCAAUACAAUUAGAGUAUGGAGUAGAGCCAGAAGGUUUAUUAUUUACUCCUGAAGUAAAUACUGUAGAAGGAGAUGUUUAUAGUGAUCGGUGUGUGGAUUCUAUAAGACAUUUACAUUUAGGUAAAAAUCCUAUGUCUAUAAAAAAAUGCACUAGGUGCAAUGCAAGCAGUAGCAUUAUUCCUGGUGCAAGAUCAACAGCUAUGAAAUCCUGGGAGCAGAGGUGGAGCAAAAGUUGUUGUUGUGGGGGCUAUUGGUCAGUUAAUAAUCCAGUCUGAUUAUAAUUAUAAACUAUUCUCAGUACAUUAAGUUUUUGGUGAAAACAUUAUUAUAUAGAGAAAUAUUUAUUAUGUUUAUAUAAAGUAUACAUCUGUAUAUAAACUAUAAAUCUUUUCAAUUAUAACAUAACUAUUUGAAUUGACUAAAUA
Messenger RNA from Ctenocephalides felis (cat flea), 2854 nucleotides. It is a transcript of the gene MED16, whose product is annotated as mediator of RNA polymerase II transcription subunit 16. The transcript has a single exon. The coding region runs from base 194 to 2704 and encodes 836 amino acids. Lineage: Eukaryota; Metazoa; Arthropoda; Insecta; Siphonaptera; Pulicidae. The record is from RefSeq and is a predicted model, not a curated record. Gene Ontology annotation, biological process: positive regulation of DNA-templated transcription. Gene Ontology annotation, cellular component: mediator complex.